Messenger RNA from Sceloporus undulatus (fence lizard), 2518 nucleotides. RefSeq names its product threonine--tRNA ligase 1, cytoplasmic-like. NCBI's taxonomy places the organism in Eukaryota, Metazoa, Chordata, Lepidosauria, Squamata, Phrynosomatidae. The transcript is spliced from 19 exons. Gene Ontology annotation, biological process: threonyl-tRNA aminoacylation. The record is from RefSeq and is a predicted model, not a curated record. The coding region runs from base 42 to 2441 and encodes 799 amino acids. Gene Ontology annotation, cellular component: cytoplasm. Gene Ontology annotation, molecular function: ATP binding; threonine-tRNA ligase activity.
CGGGGCCGGCCUCCGCCCUCCCUCGGAGGCUAGCAGCGGCCAUGGCUGCCGCCGCCUCCGCCGCCUCCUUCUCCGGCAUCGCCUCCCGCUUGUCCCGCCAGGAGCACGAGAUCCGGCUCCUGUCGGCCGAGAUCGGGCGCCUCAAGGAGCCCCCGCUGCCGCCGCCGGAGUCCUUCCCCGCGGAGCUCCAGGCGCUCAGGGCCGAGAACGAGAGGCUCCGCUACCGCCGCCUCCACCUCCGAAGGAGCCUCCAGGCCCAGAUCCAGGGAGGAGGAGGAGGAGGAGGAGGCCUCCAGGAGGGAACCAGGGAGAAGGAUUUUCCUGAUGCAAACCUCACUGUUCACCAGGCAAAACAUAAAAAGGAGAAGAAGAAAGAAACUCAGGCUCUGGAUAGUUGUAAGAACGAACCCCAGCAGGAGCCAAGCUUCAUCCAAGAUCGGCUGAAGCUGUAUGAAGCCCUGAAGAAGGAACAUGAUGCCCUCCUGGCAUCCAGAGCGUCCUCCCAAAGUAGACCAAUCAAAAUUACUCUUCCAGAUGGGAAAAAGGUUGAAGGGGAAUCUUGGAAAACGACUCCACAUCAGAUAGCGUUAGGAAUCAGCCGAGGACUUGCUGACAAUGCCGUCAUCGCCAAAGUCAAUGGGGAGUUAUGGGAUUUGGACCGACCGAUGGAAGGGGAUUCUACCCUGGAGCUGCUUGUGUUUGAUAGCGAAGAAGCUCAAGCAGUUUAUUGGCAUUCUAGUGCUCACAUCCUUGGAGAAGCUAUGGAAAAUUAUUAUGGUGGAUGCUUGUGCUAUGGACCUCCCAUUGAGAAUGGCUUUUAUUAUGACAUGUACAUGGACAACAGAGGUGUAUCCAGUACAGAAUUUCCAGCUCUGGAGAAUAUAUGUAAAAAUAUCAUAAAGGAGAAACAGCCUUUUGAAAGGCUAGAAAUCCACAAGGAGACCCUCCUGGAUAUGUUUAAAUACAACAAGUUUAAAUGUCGAAUCCUGAAUGAGAAGGUUGACACGCCAACAACAACAGUGUAUAGAUGUGGUCCAUUGAUUGACUUAUGCAGAGGCCCCCAUGUGAGGCAUACUGGAAAAAUUAAGGCCUUAAAGAUUUUUAAGAACUCAUCAACCUAUUGGGAAGGAAAGGCUGACAUGGAAACACUGCAGAGAAUUUAUGGAAUAUCUUUCCCAGACAACAAAAUGAUGAAAGAGUGGGAGAAGUUCCAGGAGGAAGCGAAAAACCGGGACCACAGAAAAAUUGGAAAGGAACAAGAACUCUUCUUCUUUCACGAAUUGAGUCCUGGAAGCUGUUUCUUUCUCCCCAGAGGUGCUUUUCUUUAUAAUUCACUCAUGGAGUUUAUCAAAGAAGAAUAUCAUCGACGUAACUUCACAGAAGUUGUAUCUCCAAAUGUCUAUAAUAUUAAACUCUGGGAAGCAUCUGGUCACUGGCAGCACUACAGCGAAAAUAUGUUUUCUUUUGAGGCGGAGAAAGAAAUGUUUGCCCUUAAGCCGAUGAACUGUCCUGGACACUGCUUGAUGUUUGCCCACCGCCCGCGUUCCUGGAGGGAGCUGCCUUUAAGGCUUGCUGACUUUGGAGUUCUUCACCGUAAUGAACUUUCAGGGACACUAAGUGGUUUGACUCGAGUUCGUCGCUUCCAACAGGAUGAUGCCCAUAUCUUUUGCACAAUGGAGCAGAUUGAAGAGGAGAUGAAAGGCUGCCUGGACUUCUUACAGUCUGUGUAUGCUGUUUUUGGUUUUAGUUUUCAACUACACCUUUCCACAAGACCAGAUAACUUUUUAGGGGAGAAGGAAGUUUGGGACCAAGCAGAGAAGCAACUCCAAAACAGUCUGGAUGACUUCGGGGAGCCUUGGAAGCUAAAUCCAGGAGAUGGAGCAUUUUAUGGUCCCAAGAUUGAUAUUAAAAUCAGAGAUGCUAUUGGGCGCUAUCAUCAGUGUGCUACAAUCCAGCUUGACUUCCAGCUACCAGUCAGGUUUAAUCUUACUUACGUAGGGAAAGACAGAGAUGACAAGAAAAGGCCAGUUAUCAUCCAUAGAGCUAUUUUGGGUUCGGUGGAGCGAAUGAUUGCUAUUCUGGCAGAGAACUAUGGUGGAAAAUGGCCUUUCUGGCUUUCUCCACGGCAGGUCAUGGUAGUUCCUGUUGGCCCAACCUGUGAAGAAUAUGCUCAGCAGGUCUGCAGUGAGUUUUUUGAGGCUGGAUUCAUGGCUGACGUUGAUCUCGACCAGAGUUGCACUUUAAACAAGAAGAUAAGAAAUGCUCAGCUGGCUCAGUAUAAUUUCAUUUUUGUGGUUGGAGAAAAGGAAAAAGCCAACAACGCCGUGAAUGUGCGCACGAGGGACAACAAGAUCCACGGAGAGGUUUCGGUCCCGUCUGCCAUUGCAAAACUGAAGAAGUUGAAAGCUAUGCAUACAUUACGUGCCGAGGAAGAAUUCUAGUAUUUGCCAUCAUACGGUCCCAUAUUAUUUCUGUCUGAAAAACAUUUAUACUUGGAAAUAAAUCCCACUAAAUUCAA